This is a messenger RNA of Puccinia triticina, 1092 nucleotides long. RefSeq lists its product as uncharacterized. The transcript is spliced from 7 exons. Gene Ontology annotation, molecular function: sphingosine-1-phosphate phosphatase activity. The record is from RefSeq and is a predicted model, not a curated record. NCBI's taxonomy places the organism in Eukaryota, Fungi, Basidiomycota, Pucciniomycetes, Pucciniales, Pucciniaceae. The coding region runs from base 1 to 1092 and encodes 363 amino acids. Gene Ontology annotation, cellular component: endoplasmic reticulum membrane.
AUGACCGCGCCACUCGUCACCCCGCGGAAUCCUGCCAACACUGGCGCAGCGACUGUGACCGCCUUCCCCUUCGCCAAAGCCCGUAUGCGCUACAAACAGGACAGACGCCCAACGAUCCCAGAGCUCCUGAAGGACAAGUUCUUGCUUGACUUGCUGGCGCUGGCGGAGGCGCGUUUUCAUGCCAACCCGGGUGGCGUAACCUAUGCUAACUUGGCCAUGCCGGACGCCAAUGUCCUGACUGCUCUCGGAGCUCGGUUCGAUGACCAUUUGUCUAAAGACGGCCUCUGCAACCAAUCACACUCUCCACUCAGCCCAUCCCCCGGCAAUCACUCUUCUUCAGUAUCAUCAUCCACCAAGCUCCGCAGCCAACCCGGCCAUGUCAGCAGUGCACCGAGCUCAUCAGGCCCAGUCGGCCUCCAGCCAGAUCACGUCUACCGUUCUCAGUUGUCACCUUGGCGUUUCAAGAUCCGGUCGGCAUUGUUAGUGACGCUGAACAAGGAGAUGACAAUUCUAGAAUCAAUCCAGCGUAGCUACCGCUCCGGCCCGCUUGAUCGACUGAUGGUCCAUUCCUCGUGGCUUGGCUCUCACCAGUUCUUCAUCCUUGCCUUACCCCUGAUCUUCUGGCUUGGCGACCACCACUUCGAACGCUCCCCAGUAUAUAUCCUCGGCAUCAAUUGCGCCUCCAAAUACGGAUUCCCGUCCAGUCAUUCUGCCAUUUCUGCAUCCACAUUUCUCAUGGGACUCCAAUACACCCUUCAUGUCCAAUUGAUCGUCCAGCAGUUGACGCUCUUUCUUGGCCUAAUCCUCUAUGGAUUCUUGUUGGUCUUUGGGAGGGUAUACUGCGAGAUGCAUUUGAUCCAGGAUGUGGCCUGCGGCUGGACGAUAGACGAUUGUCCCUGUUUUGAGGACAGCACGGCCUUUGUUGCUGUCUCGGUGGGAGUGAUGAACUUCGCAAUGCUUGUCACACUCUAUCUCCCCGAGCUCAACGACGACGACUUCUCCUUGUGCCAACGAAUCCAAAUAUCUUUGAACAAUCACCCCAUUGCAAUCUUUGAUCUGGCCGACGACUUGUAUCAUGAUUGGACAAGUUAG